UUUGGUCCCCUUCUGCCUUCUCCCAGCGCGGCCCUGAGCGGGUUCGGCUUCCCCACGCCGCCUGAGGGCCGUGUCGUGGUGUGAUGCCCUGGGGCUCCUGCUGCGGGCCUGGCUGGAGCGAACAGGGAGAGGCCGAGCAGGACCCUCUUAGUUUGCUGCCAGACACCGGCGUAGUGCCGGAGCGUUUGAAGUGAGGGUUACCUAUGGGAUGUGCGUCGCAACGGUGGGCUUAGGGAGGUCUUUGCCGGUCCUCAAGGGGAAUUCCCCUACAGCGGAGGGCCAGGAUGAGUGUCUGAAAUCGGAGGAAACGGCGUUAUGUUCGUUGUUACUUAAUUCCCAUGAGGAAUUUGAGCACUGUAGCUGUGCAGUGGCAUUGGAAAUGAUUUUAGCCCGUUGCUUGGUAAAGAUGGCAGCUAACAACGCAGUGCUGAAUAGACUGGAGCAGAAGGGCGCAGAGGCUGAUCAAGUUAUUGAAUACCUCAAGCAACAAGUUGCUCUGCUCAAGGAGAAAGCUAUCCUGCAGGCAUCUCUCAGAGAAGAGAAGAAGCUCCGUGUGGAAAAUGCUAAACUGAAGAAAGAAAUUGAAGGGCUCAAGCAGGAGCUGAUUCAGGCAGAAAUUCGUAAUGGAGUAAAACAGGUUGCUGUUCCUCCUGACACAGCCAUGUCCACAGCCUCGUUUCCAGAUGGUGUUCCACAGCCUACAGCAGUUGCAUCAUCUCCUGGUUCCAAAGAUCAAGUGAAAGGUGAAAGUGAAGAAAAGAAAAAGAACGAAAAAGCAGAAAAAAAAGGUGAGAAGAAGGAGAAGAAACAGCAACCGGCUGCUGGAAGUAGCGAUGCAAAACCUGUAGAUGUUUCUCGUCUGGAUCUUCGUGUUGGCUGCAUCAUUACUGCCAAAAAGCAUCCGGAUGCAGACACUCUCUAUGUUGAAGAAGUGGAUGUUGGUGAAGGAAGCCCAAGGACUGUUGUCAGUGGUUUAGUGAAACAUGUUCCUCUGGAUCAGAUGCAGAACCGGAUGGCAAUACUACUCUGUAACUUGAAGCCUGCAAAGAUGAGAGGAGUAGUGUCGCAGGCUAUGGUGAUGUGUGCCAGUUCACCAGAAAAAGUGGAGAUUUUGGCUCCCCCAUCUGGGGCAGUGCCUGGGGACAGAAUUACUUUUGAAGGUUUUCCUGAUCUGUGCCCUGUAUGAACUGCAGUAUAAAGUCUGGCCUAAUGCAGAACCUCAUUUGUGACUACAUGCAUAUUAGGAGUUCGAUUUAGAGCACUCCCUUGUUCUGAUUUUCUGGUUGAACCUAGAAUUCUGGAUGCAGCAUUAUGAGGUACUCUGAGUUGCAAAUAGUUUGGUAAUAUAAAGAGAUUUUCAACGACAUAUUAAGGUAUUUGGUAUAGAUGUGGAAUUUUCCAGUUCAUGGCUUCUCUUAAUUCUAUUAAAUGUUACCUGCUGUAGAAAAUAGACAAACGA
Pogoniulus pusillus (Red-fronted tinkerbird) is the source of this 1459-nucleotide messenger RNA. RefSeq names its product aminoacyl tRNA synthetase complex interacting multifunctional protein 1 (gene AIMP1). The transcript has 7 exons. Gene Ontology annotation, molecular function: tRNA binding. NCBI's taxonomy places the organism in Eukaryota, Metazoa, Chordata, Aves, Piciformes, Lybiidae. The record is from RefSeq and is a predicted model, not a curated record. The coding region runs from base 209 to 1186 and encodes 325 amino acids.